This is a messenger RNA of Ceratotherium simum simum (southern white rhinoceros), 1126 nucleotides long. RefSeq names its product leucine rich repeat containing 26 (gene LRRC26). The record is from RefSeq and is a predicted model, not a curated record. NCBI's taxonomy places the organism in Eukaryota, Metazoa, Chordata, Mammalia, Perissodactyla, Rhinocerotidae. Gene Ontology annotation, molecular function: potassium channel activator activity; voltage-gated potassium channel activity; transmembrane transporter binding. Gene Ontology annotation, cellular component: voltage-gated potassium channel complex.
CCGGGGACGGACGGGCUCCGGAGACGCACGUACAGCAGGCCUCCCACCGCGGGUCCCACCGCUGCCCCCAUGCGGAGUCCCUCUUUUCUCUUGCAGCGGCGGCCGCCGCUGUUGCUGCUGCUGCUGUCGCCGUGGCCAGUCUGGGCCCAGGCGCCCACUGCGGCCGCCCCCUCAGGGACCCCGGGUGCCCGGGACUGCCCCGAGGCGUGCGCGUGCGCAUCGGGCGGUCAGGCCAACUGCUCGGGGCGCGAGCUGCCUGCCGUGCCUGCGGGCCUGAGCCGGAGCGUGCGCACGCUGCUGCUGGACCACAACCGUGUGCGCGCGCUGCCGCCCGGCGCCUUCGUGGGCGCUGGCGCGCUGCUGCACCUGGACCUGCGCGGCAAUGGGCUGCACUGGGUGCACCCGCGGGCCUUCUGGGGUCUGAGCGCUCUGGAGCAGCUCGACCUCAGCGCCAACCAGCUGGAGGCGCUAGCGCCCGGCACCUUCGCGCCGCUGCGCGCGCUGCGCAACCUCUCGAUGGCCGGCAACCGGCUAGCGCGCCUGGAGCCUGCGGCGCUGGGCGCGCUCCCGCUGCUGCACGAGCUCAGUCUGCAGGACAACGAGCUGUCUGCGCUCGCGCCCGGCGUUCUGGCCGGCCUGCCCGCUCUCAAUGCGCUGCGCCUCCGCGGCAACCCCUGGGCUUGCAGCUGCGCGCUGCGCCCGCUCUGCAUGUGGCUGCGCAGGCACCCACAGCCCGCGCCAGAGACCGAGACGCUGCUCUGUGUGUCGCCGGUGAGCCUGACGCUCAGGCCCUUGACCGCCUUCCCCGAUGCCGCCUUCCGCCACUGCGCACAGUCACUCGCCCCGCGGGACCUGGCCGUGGUCUACGCACUAGGGCCCUUGUCCUUCCUCGCCAGCCUGGCCGCCUGCCUGGCGCUGGGCUCCGUGCUCACCGCCUGCCGCCGCCGCCGCGCCGCCGCCGCCCGCCGCCCGCCGAGGAGACCGCCGGAUCCCGGCCCCUGCUCGGCCUCGCCCGAGGACCCUGGGAGCCCCGCUGCCGCCGCCCAAGCCUGAGGCUGCCCUCGAAUCUUCCCUCUACUCCCUGCCCUCCUUCACACCCCUGCAGGCGUCAACAAGUAACACAGAC